Molecule: messenger RNA, 1038 nt
Organism: Camellia sinensis
Lineage: Eukaryota; Viridiplantae; Streptophyta; Magnoliopsida; Ericales; Theaceae
Source: RefSeq, a predicted model, not a curated record
AUGGAUGUCAAAAAUGCCUUCCUUAAUGGUACUCUUCUUGAGGAGGUCUACAUGCAACCUCCACCUGGGUCUACUUUUCCUCCUCAUAAGGUUUGCAAACUACAGCGUGCCCUCUAUGGCCUCAAGCAAGCACCCCGCACCUGGUUUGCUAAGUUCAGUUCUACCAUUCAUGACUUCGGGUUCACCUCUAGCUCCUAUGACUCUGCUCUUUUUAUACGGACUACUCCUCAUGGUACCACUCUUCUCCUUCUGUAUGUGGAUGAUAUGAUUAUCACUGGUAAUGAUGCAGCUGGUAUUCUCCACCUCAAACGUUUUCUCCACCGUCAGUUUAAGAUGAAGGACCUUGGUACUCUCAACUACUUUUUAGGCCUUGAAGUCUCUCAUGAUUCCACUGGCUCUUAUUUAUCUCAGGCCAAAUAUGCAUCCGAUCUUCUGGCUCGUGCUGGUCUUACUGAUUGCAAAACUACAUCUACUCCAGUUGAUCCUCAGAUUCGUCUUACUCCUCUCGAUGGGGCUCUCCUCAAUGAUGCUACUCUUUAUCGCCAGCUCGUCGGUAGUCUUGUCUAUCUCACAGUGACUCGUCCUGACAUUGCCUAUGCUGUUCACAUUGUUAGUCAGUACAUGUCGGCUCCUCGCACUCCCCACUAUACUACUCUACUCCACAUCCUUCGAUACAUCAAAGGCACCCUGUUCCAUGGCCUUCACUACUCUGCUUCCUCAUCUCUUGAACUGCGUGCCUUCUCUGAUGCUGAUUGGGCUGGGGAUCCUACGGAUCGACGCUCCACCACGGGAUUUUGUUUCUUCUUAGGGGAUUCUCUUCUUACUUGGCGUAGCAAGAAACAAUCCCUCACUGCCCGUUCUAGCACCGAAGCUGAAUACCGAGCUCUUGCUGAUACUACUCAGGAACUUCUCUGGCUUCGCUGGCUCCUCACUGAUAUGGGUGUUUCCUCUUCUGGCGCUACCUCUCUUUAUUGUGACAAUCAGAGUGCCAUUCAGAUUGCUCACAAUGAUGUUUUUCAUGAUCGCACCAAGCAUAUU